Messenger RNA from Aethina tumida (small hive beetle), 705 nucleotides. RefSeq names its product UDP-glucuronosyltransferase 2B2. Bases 122 to 649 code for a protein of 175 amino acids. The record is from RefSeq and is a predicted model, not a curated record. Gene Ontology annotation, molecular function: UDP-glycosyltransferase activity. The transcript is spliced from 2 exons. NCBI's taxonomy places the organism in Eukaryota, Metazoa, Arthropoda, Insecta, Coleoptera, Nitidulidae.
GAACAAUUCGAAAAAAGGUGUGGUUUAUUUCAGUUUGGGUUCAAAUGUGUUAAGCUCAAAUACGGCCCCAGAAUUUCUUAAAGCUAUCAAAGAAGCACUGUCCGAAUUACCGUACGAUUUCAUGUGGAAAUGGGAAACCGAUGAUUUGCCAGAUAAACCGGAAAAUGUCUUAAUCCGAAAGUGGUUUCCCCAACAAGAUGUUCUUGGUCAUCCAAAUAUCACUCAAGGAGGUUUGCAAUCGAUGGAAGAAGCGAUAACAAACGCAGUUCCUAUGGUGGUUGUUCCAUAUUUUGCUGAUCAGCCGUACAACGCUAAACGCAUGGUUCACAUGCAAAUUGCUCAAGAAUUAAACUACAAGAUGCUCACCAAAGAACAAUUUAAAAAUGCUGUAAGAGAAGUAGUCGAAAAUGAAAUAUACACGAGAAAUGUGAUGAAGUACAGUAAACUUCUCGUGGACCAACCAAUAACUGGACUGGAGAAGGCAGUGUGGUGGAUUGAGUUCACUUUAAGACACAAGGGAGAUUUUAAUUUAAAAGGAUAUGGAGCAGAUGUUCCAUAUCUCAAUGUAUCAAUAUUUCUUUCUAGAUAUGAUUGCUUUUGCUUUAAUUAUUGUCCUUGUAACAGUUUUGUCUGUGAAAAAAAUUGUUAACAUAAUUAUUCGAGUAUUAAAUCUUAAUAAAACCACAAAGAAAAUAAAGCGUAUUU